Messenger RNA from Nelumbo nucifera (sacred lotus), 3346 nucleotides. RefSeq lists its product as uncharacterized. Lineage: Eukaryota; Viridiplantae; Streptophyta; Magnoliopsida; Proteales; Nelumbonaceae. Gene Ontology annotation, molecular function: protein kinase activity; ATP binding; protein binding. Gene Ontology annotation, biological process: protein phosphorylation. The record is from RefSeq and is a predicted model, not a curated record.
CGAAAGUAUGGUAUUCCUCUUUCUUGCUCUCGUCGCUCUUCCAUUGGCUUCAUCUCUCUGUGACAAUUCCUCCGAUUGCCUGUCCCUUCUCCAAUUCAAAAACAGCGUAACAGACGACCCAGAUGGUCAUCUGCGAGGUUGGAAUGAGGGCACUUCUUUCUGCAACUGGACUGGAAUUCGGUGCCACCCACAGCUCAAAAACCGGAUAGUUGCUCUUGAGCUAGUAAACAUGGGGUUGCAGGGAACUAUCUCACCUUCUCUAGCCAACCUUUCUCUGCUCACAGUCCUCAGCUUGCAAGACAACAGAUUUUAUGGAGAAAUUCCAACAGUGUUGGGUAACCUAUCUAAUUUAGCCCGCAUGAAUAUGAGUGGCAACAAUCUUCAGGGCCGAAUUCCUGCCACACUCCAAGGUUGUCACAGUCUCAAAAUGGUAGACUUGACUUACAAUAAUCUCUCUGGGAGCAUUCCUGAUGAACUGGGUCAACUAAAGAACUUGACAUACUUGGCGCUCUCUGUCAACCACCUCACUGGUAACAUACCAGAAUCUCUAUCAAACUUAACAGAAUUGACAGACUUGGAAUUGGCUGUCAACUACUUCAGUGGAAAGAUCCCACCAGCGCUUGGAGCACUUCCAAAGCUGGAGAUCAUGUACUUCCACACCAACUACUUCACAGGAAGGAUACCAGCGGCUCUCGCGAAUUGUUCUGCUCUGCGUGAAAUUACACUGAGUGAGAAUACCCUGACCGGAGAAAUUCCCUCAGAAUUGGGUAACAGACUCCACAACCUACAGAGGCUGUAUUUUCUGGAGAACCAGCUUUCAGGUCAGAUCCCAGUAAGCUUAUCUAAUCUUUCUCGGCUGACACUGCUUGACCUUAGCCUCAACAAGCUAGAAGGGAAGGUUCCUCUGGAGCUGGGGAAAUUAGGGAAGCUUCAAAUCCUUUACCUCCAUAGCAAUGACCUUGUUAGUGGCUCUGAUAAUUCUUCCCUCCGGAUUCUUACCGCUCUUACCAAUUGCUCACUCCUUCAGAAACUUCACUUAGGUUCCUGCUUGUUCACAGGGAACCUGCCAGACUCUGUUGGUGCUCUUUCCAAAGAUCUAUAUUACUUCAACCUCCUCAAUAACAAAAUAACUGGAGAAAUUCCAUCCAGCAUUGGAAAUCUAAGUGGCCUUGUGCACCUAACCCUAUGGUAUAAUUACUUGAAUGGUAGCAUUCCUGCAACAAUAGGGAGGCUUGGGCAAUUGCAGAGAUUGUAUAUAGGGCGAAACAAGUUACAAGGACAUAUCCCAGACAGUAUGGGGCAGAUGACUAACCUUGGCCUACUGGACCUUAGCAAUAAUUCAAUUACAGGGCCAAUCCCAUCUUCACUCGGUAACCUCUCUCAGUUGAGGUAUCUUUACUUGUCUCAUAACAACCUAUCAGGAAACAUUCCCAUGGAACUUACACGCUGUAGUCUUAUGCUGCUUGAUUUAUCUUUUAACAAACUACAAGGGCCCCUUCCUAUAGAAAUAGGUCACUUACCUAACUUGGCUCUUAUGCUCAAUCUUUCAAAUAAUCAUCUUGAAGGAGAAUUACCUGCAAGCAUUGAUCUGGAAACUGUCCAGGCAAUUGACAUGUCAGAAAAUCAAUUUUCUGGUCCAAUACCUAGUUCAAUUGGGAGCUGCAUUUCUUUGGCGUAUCUAAAUCUCUCUAACAACAUGCUUGUAGGCUCAAUACCAGAGUCCUUAGAACAGAUUAGGAAUUUAGAAAUUAUUGACCUGUCUUUUAAUGGGUUAUCUGGUAAAGUUCCAAUCUGGAUUGGCAAGAACAAGAUGCUCAAGAAUCUCAAUUUAUCAUAUAACAGAUUAACAGGAUAUGUUCCAAACAAUGGGAGUUUCAAAAAUAUGGGAAGAAGUUCACUCAUGGGGAAUUCGGGUCUGUGUGGUGGCUCCGCAUCAAUGGAUCUCCCUCCAUGCAUAUUGCAGGAUAAGAAAAAGAAGCAUAAGAUAGAGAAGUGGGCUUAUUUUUUGGUUGCAAGUUCAAUAAUUUUUGCACUCUUGAUAUGUGCAUUGGUUAUUGUUUGUGUUCGCCAAUUCUUAUACAAAAAAGAAAAUAUCAGGUCAGUGAAACCAGCUUUUUUGGCUUUCCCUCGCAUGCUUGGAGGACAAUAUUUAACCCAGAGGGAGAUAGAAAUUGCGACAGGUGAUUUCCAUGAGGCUAAUCUAGUUGGAAGGGGAAGCUUUGGAUCAGUGUAUAAGGCUAGUAUCAAUAGUGGAAAGACUUUGUUGGCAGUUAAGGUUCUGAAUCAGGAUUCCAAUAAGAGCAGCAAGAACUUCGAAAGGGAGUUUCGGAUAUUGUCUAAAAUCAAGCACCGCAAUCUAGUCAGAAUGGUUGGAGCAAUCUGGAAUGCAGAUUUCAGGGCUCUCAUAUUCCAAUUUAUAGGCAAUGGGAACUUGGGGCAGCAUCUCUAUCCAGAUGGUGCAGUAAGGGGACAGGAAUGUAGAUUGACAAUGAGAGAGCGAAUGAGAAUAGCAAUUGAUGUAGCACAUGGCUUGGAGUACCUACAUUAUGGGUGUUCGGUUCGAGUUAUUCAUUGUGACCUGAAACCACAAAAUGUGCUACUGGACAGUGAUAUGGUAGCCUAUGUAGCAGAUUUUGGGAUUGCAAAGCUCAUUUCAUCAGACAACCUCAAUAAAGAUACUACCACCACAACCGCUUUUCUUCGAGGCACAGUUGGGUAUAUACCCCCAGAAUACGGACAGAGCUUUGAGGUAUCAGAUUAAGGAGACGUGUAUAGUUUUGGGGUAAUGGUGUUGGAAAUGGUAACGAGGAAGAGACCAACAAGUGACAUAUUUUCUGAUGGAUCCAAUCUAAGGAAUUGGGUCAUUUCUUCAUUUCCCAAUCAAAUUUUGGAUGUUGUGGACAUAUCUCUAAAGAAGGAAGCAUAUAACAAAGGUGGAAGCAAUGCUGAACAAAAGCUAGAAGAAUUAUGUACCCAUAUAUUUGAUAUAUGCUUGAUGUGCACAGAAGAGAAUCCGCAAAAACGACCCUCAAUGUCCUCAGUCACACGCAGACUAGAGAAAGUUUGGGGAGAAAUGGAAAUUGAAACAUAGAAUAAAAAUAAAGAGGUGGAAGCACUAAGUUUCAUAAAAAAAAGUUAUGUACUUGAACUGGUGUGAAGACCCACUGAAAAUUAAAUCCAAUACUGAUUGGGUUUCCUUAGUAUGACCAAAUAAAUUGARGGAGUUGAGUUUUUAGUGCCUUGAAGAUGCCAUGGAUGGAUUUGAGUUGCCUUGCUUUGAAACCAAUAUCAUUCUUCUGCAUUUGUAAAUACCAUCUAGAUGAAAACUGAAUAGUAGUUCUUUCUA